AUGGGUGCCACCACUUCUUCUCUGUCGGGCGAGCUCGGCGGCCCGAACCCGAGGCCCAAGCUGGAGGACAUACCCGAGUCCUGCAUCGCCCUGGUCCUCUCCGGCUUGGACCCACCGGAGAUCGCCAAACUGGCCCGGCUCAAUCGGGCUUUCCGGGCCGCGUCGUCGUCGGAUUUCAUAUGGAUUCCCAAAUUUCCCUCCAAUUACCGGUAUAUCCUCUCCAGAUCUGGCGAUCGGAGCAUCGGGGACAAGGGCAUGAAGGACAUCUAUGCCGCGCUUUGUAAACCUAAUCCUUUCGAUGGCGGUACAAAGGAGGUUUGGAUAGACAAGCGUACGGGAGGGGUUUGUUUGGCAAUAUCUUCGAAGGCUAUGUCGAUAACCGGAAUCGAUGAUCGGCGGUAUUGGAGUUACAUUCCGACUGAUGAAUCUAGAUUUCCGACAAUAGCAUACCUUCAACAAACCUGGUGGCUCGAAAUAAACGGGGAGCUCGAUUUCCAAUUCCCCAUAGGCACUUAUAGCCUAUUCUUCAGGCUCAGUCUCGGUAAAAUCGGCAAGAGAUUGGGCCGUCGGGUUUGUAAUUUCGAUAAUGUCCACGGCUGGGAGAUCAAGCCGGCCCAUUUUCAGCUGACUACUCAGGACGGCCAAAGUGCGGUGGCUCGUUGCACCUUGGACAAUUUGGGAAAUUGGGUAAAUUACCAUGUGGGUGAGUUUGUCGUGCGGGAUUCGGAUGUGUUAACCACGGUCAAAUUCUCUUUAACUCAAAUUGACUGUACCCACACGAAAGGCGGUCUUUGCGUGGACUCGGUUUUUAUUUGUCUGAGUGGUUUAGGGAAAGGGUUGACUUGUUUGGAUGGUGAAGGAUGUAAGAAGUUUUAG
Striga hermonthica is the source of this 876-nucleotide messenger RNA. The record is from the annotation of a GenBank genome assembly. Lineage: Eukaryota; Viridiplantae; Streptophyta; Magnoliopsida; Lamiales; Orobanchaceae.